AUGGCUCCGCCAGAUGUCUCCGGAACCGAAUCGCCCUAUCGAAUAUUCAGGGUUAACCCUAAUGAUGAAUUCAUUGGUGAAGAAGAUGAACCAGACCGAGUGUUCAUGACCAUGACUGAUCGAGAUGGUUCCUUUCUCUAUGAACUGGAAGAUUUGCCCCUUCUACAUACAAUCGUCCAGCAAAACGAUGUUGAGGCACUUCAGCAAUACUUCACUAUUGCACCAUAUUUCGCUCCAAAGCUUCCGAAUGGUGAAGAAGAGAUCAUGGAAACAACUGAUUACUUCGGCCUGGCUUUCGAAAGUGGAAGCGUAGAUGUACUUCAAUGGCUUUUAAACAACACCCCAAGGGAUAUCGUUUCCACUCAACCGAUAAGAUUCGAACCACGCGGGUUCCAGCUAUUAAAUGAAGCUGCCAGAUACGGUCGUAUGGAGAUUGUAAAAUUCUUACUCGCCCAUCAGCCACUAUAUGCCAACAUCCAAGAUCGCGAUAGCAAAGGCUACACUGCCAUAUUAUCAGCCGCGGAUGUCUAUUCAGAGAGAUACUGCUUCCAACCAAAAUGGAAUGAGGUCUGCCUUGAGAACAACGAAGCGAUAAUUAAUUUACUGCUGGAUCAAGGUGCUUGUGCUUCUGAUACUUAUGUCGUUCCUUAUAAUAAGGAGACCCUGACCCUAGACAAUGUUCUGACUCUGGUUGUUACGUGGGCAGGCCCUGAAUUGAUCAAGAGACUCAUUAAUUGCGGCGCCGACGUCCAUACCACUAUCACAAAAUGGCCAAUGUAUAAUGGUGCUUCUGCUUCUGGGGUCAAUGCACUAGCUGUUGCGUGUUAUCAUGCAAACAUCAAGGCUGUCGAGACUCUGAUUAAUUGUCGAGGUGCCGUUACUGCCGAGAGUAUGGCGUGCUGUCAAGACAGUCUAAGUCGCCUUCCUCUCCACUGGGUAACUAAGAAUCAAUUACCCCUGGACGAUUUGGAAAAUAUCCCAAAAUCAUUAUUACGAGAAAGAGUACAGAAUAUCACAAGCCUCAUUGAACUCCUUCUCGGCUUAUACCCCGCGGCAAUCAACAUACAGGACCAAGAAGGAUACACAUCUUUACACCACGCCACAGAAUCGUUUGGUCGAAACAGCAAAAUAUACACCCCCAUUUUCGAACUGUUAUGUAAGAGGGGUGGUGAUGCCAGCAUACGCAACAGUAAAGGGCAGACCCCUCUGCAUACCUUGUUCGACACGUGCAUAACGAAUGUACCUAUCGACCCGGCUGCUAUAUCUGUCUUACUCGCCCAUGGAGCGAGGGUUACAGACACUUUUGCUGGUAGUACACUCUUGCAUAUUGCAGCUGGAAACCUAUGGUUUGCCGAUGCCGUAUCGUGCUUGCUUGAUCACGGUGCAGACCCCACAGCAAGAGACUCGUCACAAGCGACGGCUCUCCAUAGGGCUGCUUCUGGUCGGUUGCGGCAAAGUGUGGUUAAAGCUGAGGUAAUAAUAAGAUCGCAAGACGAUAUGCUAGCGAGACUGGUGAAAGCUGGAGGAGAAGAAUUGAUGGACCUACCAGAUGUGCAUGGUGAAACUCCACGGCAAAUAUGCCAAAGGAGAAGAGAGCAAUGGAGAAUUGCUGGGUUGCCUCGUGAGCCAUCUGAGCAACUGCAAUUUGGUUCUGGAAGGGGUCGUUCCGGACGUGGAGGGGCACGGAACGGACGAGGAAGGGGAUCAUAG
Molecule: messenger RNA, 1710 nt
Organism: Fusarium sp. VM40
Lineage: Eukaryota; Fungi; Ascomycota; Sordariomycetes; Hypocreales; Nectriaceae
Source: the annotation of a GenBank genome assembly